CACUGCCAGUUCUUUUUCUUUCUUUCUUUCUUUCCUUCCCUUUUUCUUUCACGCUCCCCAGCUCCUCCCACCCCCCUGGGCCCCUCCAAUCAGUGCCAGCCCCAUCCUUCUGUGAUAGGGCCCUCGGGGCUGUCAAUCAACUCCCUUUGCCGCCCCCUCCUUUUAAAAAAUAAUCCUUUCAUUCAAUUGAACUUGGACAAAGUUUUGUAAGAGGGGAAGAAAAAAAAAAGGAGGCGUGAAAUAGAUGGGAGACCAGGGCUUUUCAGAGUCUCUUAUCUGAUUGUGGAAACAGCGCUUAAGAGCCCUUGCCCCCGCGCCACUGCAGCUGAACCUUGGCACUUUAGGGCACCAACUUUACCCGGUUCGGCUCGCAGCGUGAGAAAGUUUUGCACACCACUGCUCCGACCGGGCGAAGGGGGAUCGGGUCGUUUUCAUCUCAGAUUCCACCACCAGUCCAGCCAACGUGGACCCAGCCUGCGAACUGUCCCUCUUCCUCGGGGCUCAAGGCUUCUCCAGUAUUUGGAGUGUGCGGGGGAGAAAGACUGAUAGUGAGCCCAGGAAUCAGAAGGGCUAAUAAACACACUACAGUGCCCCUGGUGGAGAUAGAGGGCAGGAUCUCAAUCACAAAGAUCCCACGGUGAUCACUGAAUGAAACAUUUAACAUUCCUAGAGAUGACUUCUGCCACUAAGGUGUAUUACAGCCAGACCACCCAGACCGACAGCCGCCCCCUCAUCGGCUCCGGCCUGCGCAAGCGACGCGUGAUGACCAAGGACGGCCGGAGCAACGUGCGGAUGGAGCACAUCGCUGACAAGCGGUUCCUCUAUCUCAAGGACCUGUGGACCACCUUCAUUGACAUGCAGUGGCGCUACAAGCUGUUGCUCUUCUCCGCCACCUUUGCCGGCACCUGGUUCAUCUUCGGGGUGAUCUGGUACCUGGUGGCCUUGUUGCAUGGGGACCUACUGGAGUUCGACCCCCCGGCCAACCACACCCCGUGUGUCAUGCAGGUACACACACUGACUGGAGCGUUCCUCUUCUCCCUGGAGUCCCAGACCACCAUUGGCUAUGGCUUCCGCUACAUUAGCGAGGAAUGCCCCUUGGCCAUUGUGCUGCUCAUCAGCCAGCUGGUUCUCACCACCAUCAUGGAGAUCUUCAUCACCGGCACUUUCCUGGCCAAGAUCGCCCGUCCCAAGAAGAGAGCGGAGACCAUCAAGUUCAGCCAGAACGCGGUGGUAGCCCAACACAACGGCAAGACCUGCCUGAUGAUCCGGGUGGCCAACAUGCGCAAGAGCCUGCUGAUUGGCUGCCAGGUGACCGGCAAGCUGCUCAACACCUACCUCACCAAGGAAGGGGACUGCGUCCGGCUCAACCAGGUCAACGUGGACUUCCAGGUGGACACGUCUUCCGACAGCCCCUUCCUCAUCCUACCCCUCACCUUCUACCAUGUGGUGGACGACUCCAGUCCCUUGCGGGACACAGCCCUGCGCACGGGCGAAGGAGACUUCGAGCUGGUGGUGAUCCUCAGUGGCACGGUGGAGUCAACCAGUGCCACCUGCCAGGUGCGCACCUCGUACCUGCCUGAGGAGAUCCUGUGGGGCUAUGAGUUCAGCCCGGUCAUCUCCCUCUCGGCCAGCGGCAAGUACGUGGCCGACUUCAGCCUGUUUGACCAGGUGGUCAAGGUGUCGCCCCUGUGCUGCGUCCACGAAACGGUGCGGUUCGGGGACCCUGAGAAGCUGAAGCUGGAGGAGACCUUGCGAGAGAAAUCAGAGCGGGGGGGCAGCCCCCUGAGCGUCCGCAUCAGCAACGUCUGAUCCUGCCUACCCCACACUGAGCUCCAAGGAGAAUCACUUCAGCCUUUCUUUUUAGCUGGUUGUUUCCCCUGGUCUCUUUUUUCUUUCUUUCUUUCUUUGCCUCUCCUUCCUUCUUUCAUUCAUUUUUCCCCCCUUUCCUUUCCUUCCAUGUCUCACGGGGCAACUCCAGUACUCCACUCUUUUUAGGAAUGCACCGGAGGAUGGCAGCUUUAGUUCCCCCAAAAGUGCCACUCCUGCCCUCACUAGGUCCGGAGCCCCUGGGCCCAAGGGAGCAGCUGGGUUGCAACUCUUCCUUCCCCCGUGCCAAAGCAUUUUCCAAUCCCUCCUUUUCAGUACCGUGGUGAUGGCAACAUGACUGGGAGCACCAGGGCCUCCUGGGGGACAGCUGGUCACCAGCCAGGAGGACUGCAUCCUCCCACCACAGAACACAGAUUCUGUAGGGUGUGGGGGGGUAACUCUGCCUUCGAACUGACCCCGUCCUCGCCACGCAGACUCAAGCCUAAUGCCCAGCUAACCUGCCAGAAAAAGACAGAGACGGUGCCAGGUGGCCCCAAAAGAAGCUGGCACCUCCCUCCCCUGCCCAGGACCUAGGAACAUAGCAAUGGCCACACUGGAUCCAACCAAGGACCCAUCUAGCCCAGGAGCCUGUCUCCUACAGGCCAGCACCAGCGUCCUCAGAGGCUGAAACUCUGUAUCAAUGGAAUAAGCUGUCCGUGGGGAAGUUUCCUCCUGACCUCCACUGGCCCUGAAGCAGAUGGGUGGAUAGCCCCUUCCAAAGCUCUUGGUUGUUUUCUUAGCUCCUUAGUCUUCCAACUCUGGAUCUUCUUGUUACACAGAAAAAAGGCCCAGUCCUUUUGCAAAAACUGCUAAGCUCCUGGCCUCUAUGACCCUUGUGGCAGUGAGUUCCACCAGCUCCCUGUGGGGGAAAAAACGUUUCUGUUUAAAUUUGCUGUGGGGAGAUUGGGGGUAGGAUUUUGCCAACAGAAACAAUUGAUCUCUGAGACCCCUCCCCCCAAACUGUCUCCAUGGGAAUGAAGAGAGGGCAGCAUGAGGCUUUGAAAAGAGAAAUGGUUCCAGCUCAAAACACCUUCUGCUGUCCACGGGCCUUCAUGUGGUCCAGGGUGCUGGUCUAUUUUCCUGGGAUGUUGUGCACACAGUAUAGGGUCAUGACAGGAGAUUAAUCCCCUUUGCUUGCUUCUCAGCACCAGGGAUAGCUGGACCCAGGGCUGGCAGAGCCACACACAGACCUCAGAGCCAGCAAUUAGAGAGAAUGCACACUAGGUCUGUGUCCCUGCUGUCAGGCAGCGCCAGCAUCCAGUGCUCAUCACCCCGGGUUCCUUGCUCAGACCUCUCUGGGGAUUUUCAUCGCACCUGAGGGAAGUUGCACUUCAACCAGAACCAGGCGCAGUUUUUGCAUCAUCAGCUUGUCCACUCAAUGGUUAUAACACUGUCAGAAAUCUGGCUUGGAUUUCACUGCUGUUAUCACCAUGCUGCAGGCUUGGGAACGCCCGGCGAUAGUCGCUCCCGGCCACUGCUGCCUGCGCUCAAGGAGAAUCCUCAUCAACUCUUAGCAAUACAGGGUCUAUGAUGGGUGCUGAUUCCAUCCAGAAGAGAGCAGCGGAGACAGACACACCAGCCAGUAUGAAUCCCCUGCAUUGAAGCUGGAAACCAGCAAUACCGCAGUGAAGUUAAAAUGAAGGUGGACACUUACCUCUUCUUUGUACCCGAGCCCCAGGUACAGGCAUGCAGCUUAGACCCAGCCUUACCUCCACUGUCCCAAAUAGACCUGCUGUUUUCUCGUUCUUUAUUACUGUAAAUUACUGACAUCAGAAAUGCUGAAUCCAGAAGCUGAGGCUAUGGGAAACUUGAUCGGUGUUAAUGAAAUGUUUGAUCCCACUUCAUCCUAGGCUCUCUGAUCUGCCAGCUAUCGCAUCCGAGCUUUGUCACACAUUUCAAGGAUCAAUGGUUCACAGCCGGGUCUUGGAAGUCUGGGAACUGAGCGGGGACAUUAUACACUGAUCUGCAGUACUGUGUCUGUGUUUAGGGUGCCAUUUGAAAUUGAUUUUGUUCCUGCCACAUGGUCCCCGUAACAGUUUGCUCAUGGGUCAGUUUCUUUCAUUUAAGGGUUUUGGAGGGGUUUUUUAUGAUAGUUUUAAAAAGAAAAAAAAUUAAUCAAAUAUACACUGACAAACAUACACAGUGGAGAAGCUCUAGAUUGAACAGAAUAGAUCUUCUAACUUUUUAAAAGGCAGAGGACUAUUCAGGGAACUAGGUGUUGGCUGAUUUGUUCUCUGCUAUGUGAAAACGAAGUGAAACAAUGUUUAAUUCUCUGUCUCCCUAGAGUCAUGGUAUCGUGUAAAAAUGCCGACAGACUAGUUUAGUUUAUUAACUGGAGUGAUGGUAAUAGCUUCCACAGAGGGUUCUUUUUAAUGAGUUAAGAGUUUGGUUUUUUUUAAAAACAGAAAAACAAAGCUUAAUAUUUAUACAGCAGCCAGUAACAGUUCAGAGCUAUUUUGACAUUGCUUUUAACAUGGCACACAUUGUGCAUUACAAAAUCCCUAGUGAAUAACUGCUACAGAGGCACUUUCCAAAGCUGAAUAUCAGAGUUGUUCUGCUAUUUCCCUUUGCAAAAUACCAGCAACGAUUUGAUCACAUGAUGGAAAUGUCCCACAGAAAACACCACAGUCUGAUAGAUUAUCCCUGCUAUGAUCUCUGGGUUGGUUCAAAAAACCCACAGGCAGGCUCAGAUUAUUUUAGGGUGACCAGGUGUCCCGAUUUUAUAGGGACAGUCCCAAUUUUUAGGUCUUUUUCUUAUAUAGGCUCCUAUUACCCCCCACCUCCUGUCCCGAUUUUUCACAUUUGCUGUCUGGUCACCCUAGAUUAUCCAUUAAAUUCUCUCUCCCCCUGUUCUGUUUCUAGAGCUCAGUGUUGGUUUCAUCCCUACAAAACCAUACAGAAUUUUUCCCAUCAGGGAUAUUAAAGUACAAUUAUUAUGCCCUGAACUAGCUACCAGUCAGUUUCAGCGCUGAUAUUCCCUGAAUGCAGAAAAAAAUUGUUUGUUUGUUUAUAACCAUGUAACUUAUGAAUGUCAGUUUCACAUCCAUUCCUAUCCCUUUAGACAAUGAGGAUAAUUACAACAUGCCUGAGAUAUUGCUAGAUAUUGGUCUAGGGGACCAGAGAGAGCAUCUCCUGAUGGAGAAGGGAGGGGGCUGGAUUAAGGCUACGACUUUGCCGUGCAAAUUUUUAGUUAAUUCCAUGGUGGAGAUGGCGGGGGGAAACCCAUAGUCACGGCUUGGUUGCGGGGGCGUUGAGAACGAGCCUGGCCCGCAUUCACUCCGGAACAGCAGCUCCUGUCCCUGGGGGCGAGGGCUGACUCCCCAUUCCGGGCAGUCGCAGCGCUACUCAGGUUUGGUGCAUCCACCUCUCCACAGAGGCGGACACACCAUACUAUAGUGGCGGAACGACCGUGUGGUCCACGUCGCAAUACCCAGAGCGGGGAGGGAGGCCUGCAGAAGCUGCCCCUGCAGGGGUCACGGACCUUAUUCAAAUUCACACCUACCAGGAACACCGUGAUGACUUUAAAGGGAGAUUCUUUUUGGAGGAUGCAGGACACAGAGAGACCCAAUGGUUCUCUCUGGCUCCUCAGCUCUCAGCCUAUGUCAGGGUCUCUCUGAAUUCUGGCCUGGGCUCUUCAGUCCUGGAAGGGAAUGCUGGCUAGAUACAGGCGUGCGCACCACGUGCAUCCUCCUGCUGCAAUAUUAGCUCGCCCUGUAGCAUCCCAGCAGAGCUGUGGUUACAGAUGCUGGUAAAUGAUGUCCAGCCUCAGUCCAGCACAAAGAGCUUUUAUUAUUAGCAUUACGUUAGCAUCUAUAGGCCCCAUCUGCUACGUGCUGUACGUACCCAUAGUGAGAGACAGUCCCUGCCCCAAGAGCCAGCAAUUUACAUAGACAAAGAGAGGAAAAAUGACAGGGUCAAGGUCAUACGUCACGCCAGUGGCAGAGCCAGGGAUAGACGUCAGGUCUCCUGCAGCCUAGGCUGGUGCCUUUCCCACUUUAAAUAUCACUGGACACGCUCCCCGUCCGCGGUGCUGCCUUCCAGCAGGCCUGCGCCUGCCCCUGCUUCGGGAGGCGGGAGCUUUGCCCUACGCCGCAGUGGGCAGCCCAGAGUUCAGGCACAUUCUACACACAAUGAACUGCUCUGAAGACAGCUCCAUGGGCUCCUAUGUAGUGGAGCCGGCGCCCCACCUGGGAGCAAAGAUUUCUAUUGUAAUCAGCAAUCCGGCCUUCAUUGUGAUUGGCAAUCAGCUUCCUUUUCCAGCUUCAUCCCACUACGCAGGGGGCCCCUCCAGGCUCGAUUCCGCCUUCACCUGGGUUCUUUCCCAGCACUGUAGCCUUGAUGUAAACCUAGCUGCUUCCCUUCAUUUUCCCAUCAGGACUGAUGAAAAAGGUCAUUAAUGGCCUGUCUCUCCCCUGCAGUAGGAGACAGGGCACUGCCAUCAGGCCAGCUGGCAUCUGAGCGCUUUCUUUCAACCAACGGCCCAAAGAGCUCCGCCAGUUUUCCAGAACAAUUACAAACCGAGAUCAUUUCACUCACCGUGAAAUGCAGCCACCUCUGGGCCGGCACUCGGCAGCCGUUUAACAGCGGCAUGGCCACGCUGCCCAGCAGUUUAAGGCAGGAAGUGAAGAAGGAUUUUUUAUCCAGUUAUGGCGGGGGAAUUUAGGAUGGCCAAAUGUCAUUACCCAAGGUGGGAUCUGGCCAAAAUUCUGAGGCUGAUGCACCUAUUAGUACAACACGUGCCAUGGGAUUUUAAAUUAUUAUUCUGUACUGUGGUAGACAUGGACCAGGACCCCAUCGAGCUAAGCACUGUUCAAACACGGAACAAAGAGAUGAUCUCUGCCCCAAGGAGCUGACAGUCUACGCAAAUGACUACACGUGAUUGGGACCUCGCUGCUAUCUCUCGACUGCCAAAUCAACCACUGGGUCAGGCUCUCAGGUGCUGUAAAGCAGGUGUAGCGCCAUCCAGGUAGAGCCAAGCCAGUCUGCACCAGCUGCGUGUCUGGCCCACUGUCUGUCGGGGGAUGAAAAUAGAAUUGUUUGGAAAAGAAACAGAGAGCAUCACAAAUUCAUCAUCGGGUCUGAAGUUAGGCUGUGAUUAAGCUCCAACCUCCUCUCCCCACCUCCAACUUUUUCCUGAGUUAGAAUCUGAAGUCUCUUUACUUUGUGGUGCUGAAACUUUGGUUGCUGGCUGGGAGGAGAAUCUCUGGAUCACUUCAUUUAGAAUGUUAGAGCUUCCUGGAUUCUAGAAUCUGGAGCCUUGUAGCACUUCCUGGGUUCUACAAUUCCGAGUCUUGCAGAAUUUUAAGGGUUACGUUCCAUUUAGGAGAAAGAAAAAGAGAAUUUUUGUGAAAGCUCUUUCAUGCUUAAAGAAUUUCCAUGGAAUUUUUUAAUAGGUUGACAGUUACAUUUAACAACUAUAAAAAAUUCCUGUGGAGAAAUAGUCCCCUGGGUAAGAAAGACAAUGUCAUGGGGUGGGGGAGAGAACAGGCAGAGACAGUGCAAAAGUAGAAGAGGGAAGAGGUGUUUGAGAAAGAACAUUAUAAAACCUUGAUGAUUUUUAGAAAAGUUCUAGACUUUUCCCAUUGCCCCAAACGUGUCUGUAUUCUCUCUCCUAUCUCUGAGUCCUGGCUGCUGUGUGCCCCUGCCCUCUACUUGAGAGAGUCAGAACAGGCCUUUUCUACUUCACAAACCAGGUCACAUCGAGCGGCAUAAAAUCGAGGCCUUGACUUCGUGUGGUCAUUAAAACAAUGGCUUACCCUUCUCUAGCAGCUUUCUUCCAAGGAUUUCAAACAUUCUAUAACGAAGUCUGACAACUGUCCUGCGAGGCAGGCAAGGGAAAAUGUCACCAACCACUGAAAUGCAGCCACCUCUGGAGUGGAACGCGGCAGCUAGUCAACAAUGCACAACAGCACCGUAUAACAGCUUCGCAUAUAAAGUAAAGAAGACUACUGUAACUUACGGACAUGAUACGGGGGUAUGACCAGAGUUCAGGUUUGAUCAGGAUACCAGAGGUACUCUUAGGAAGAGCACCAUGAGAUUUCUCAUGACAAGACGAGGUCAGGAGAACAUCAGUUUCACCUGUACAGGCUGGCGCACACUCCAACACCUCCAGCCACACAGUACCUCUAGCCCCACGCUGGGGCCUUCAUGCCAUGCACAUGCCACAUAACUGCAAAUGCCACUCCAGUGAGCUAUGUGCAGCUCUCCCUCCUGAGUAGGAUGUAGGAUCGACCUGGCAUCUUCAACACCAAAGGCACAGCCGCACCCUAGUCAGUUAAAGGCGUCACUGCCUUAAGCGCUAGUAUGAGCAGACUCAGUUUAUAUUUAUAUGGACCAGUCAUGGGAGGGGAACAUGACACACUUAGCCAGAGGGCUAGAUCCAGGCCAAACCAGCUGUAGCCCUGGGCCUGAUUUUCAGUCGUGUUAAGUCCUCUUCACACUGGGCGGGGGGGGGGAGGGGGGGGGCUAAAAGUGGGUGCAUGCGUAAUCUGCAGCCCCUCUGUGCAGAGGUGCCAGAUAGCAUAACUGAGCGAAUCCAGCCCAGGUAAAUUACACGAGGCUAUAACAAACAGACAGGACCGGACUCCCCAUUGCCCAGCCUCUCACACAGUCACUUACCCCUGGGCAAAGUGGGUGUGGCACCACCCAAUCAGAAAUAAGAGCAUUUUAUGCCCACUUUGGCACAUUGGAGAAUCUAGCCCAUAGGUGCCAUACGAAGAUACAUUUACGCCCCCUUCCCCCGGCCCAUAACUCCCCAAAGUGUCUUUCUGGUAUAAAUGUUUGAGGAGUCCGAUUACAAAAACUCCAGACUAGCCUUGUCAGGGGAACCUGGGUCUCACAUGGUCAGAUCCUACCGAAUUUCCUAUCUCCCAUAACCCCCCUUUGAGAGACCCAAUUGCCCUGCCCCUGGCAUGGCCUUGGCAUUCUAGGGCUUGUGCCAACAAGUGACGCCGACAGCUCCUUUAAAGGUGGAGCCAUUGGAUUUAGGCUUCACAUCUGGACGUUUGCAGCAUUGAUAUUUUAAAGAUGUAUUAGAGGCGGAGAUGAAGGACCCACUGUGGAGAGGUAGAGAAGACAGCAAGAGUUCCCAACUCUGCCAGCGUUGCCAACGUGUGUGAUUUUAUGGUGAUUCUCAUGAUAGCUGGUGCUUUUCUUAAUGCCCCAGCUCCCGGAGUCCUGGGAUAAUAUAGGCAUCUCAGCUUUUGUAUUGUUUUGUUUUAGAGGAAAUUUUCUAGCCCUUGUGGGUGGAGGUCAAAGUAGCCCAAAUGCAUCCCUAGAGGCUCAGUGGCCAGAAGGACACAACUUUUAUUGAUUUCUUUAAAGUCAAUGUCAUGAGUUGUAAGCCAGCUUCAUGAUUUUAGGGACCUGCCCUCAUGAUUCCUGAAUGCUCAGGGCUGGCAAUGCUGUAUCCCUCCUUGUUCUGAAUGGGCAACACUGGCUCAGAUGCACCCUUAGGGGCUAAGUCUCACUUACGCUGAUGCCCCUUUGCACCCACUCUGGCUGCCGAAAAGAGUCUGAAAGUGGCUGUAACUGCAAGUUGCACUUUCCCCUGCCAGGGCAGGGUGAGGGAGAAUCCAGGCCCCUGUGUCUGUGAUGCUCAUAGCUGCCUCCUGAGCUGAGCUCCUGUCUGGCUUUGUCACAGAUGUUGAGUUGCUCCGAGGGCUUCUUCUUUUCAAGCUCUCCUCACGUGGAACAAAAGGGAAGGAAACAAUCAAGCCCACGUGAUGCUCAAACCGAGGUCUCUCGCUGUCUGGAAUCGCAGCGUGAAGAGAGGCAGUUUGCUAAGCCUCGAAUGAGACCGACCUUCCUGGUUCUUAGAACUGUUUGCAAAAGGCCACUCCACUCUGCAUGCUUUUUGCAGCGCUGUUUGCUUCUAAAAGAAAAGCAAGGUUACCCGCCCAGCAGUGACGAGCAACCCUACAAUAAAUGGAAAUAUACUUAUCUCAUAGAGCUGGAAGGGACCUUGAAAGGUCAUCAAGUCCAGCCCCCUGCCUUCACUAGCAGGACCAAGUACCAUCCCUGACAGAUUUUUGCCCAGACCCCUAAGUGGCCCCCUCAAGGAUUAAACUCACAAUCCUGGGCUUAGCAGGCAAAUGUUUAAGCCACUGAGCUAUCCCUCCCAGUCCAUUGUAUGCACCCCGGCACUCACAAGCAAACCACAGCGAGCAGCCCCACAUUCACAAGCAACCCUAUGAAAAUAAGCCACCAGGUGCAGCCCAACGCAUCAGCAACCCUACAAUAACAACAAGCCGCUGCCUGCAGCCCAGCACCAGCAAGAAUCCAGAGGAUGUUCCACCCCAUAGGAUGAGAACUGGCAUGGGACAGUCCCUGGAUGUUCAGAGGUGGAUAGUGUCCUUUAACCUGCUCUGGUGUGCUUGGGUCCGCAGCUCCCAUCCAUCGAUCAGGCACUCCUUUGGAAAGAGGGAAGCAGGAGUAUCCGAUAGUCUCCUGAUCCACGUGACUCCUGGGGACACUACUCUCAUUUCCACAGACUAAGGAAAUGUCUCAGAGCCCCCCAUGUCCUCAGGACCCCAUGCUGGCCUGGAUCUGCUGAAGGAGGGGGAUGGAGCAGAACGGUGUCUCCGUCACUUGGAAUCGGAUCAGACUGGAGCCACUGCUGUUCUGCCAGGCAAGGGUCCAGCCCACGGGACAGGGGGCUGGGAUAGUGUUCUGCUGCGUCUGCAACCAUGGAUGUCUCGCCACAAGUACUGUGUGUCUGCCAUCGUCCUGCUAAUCCCAACAGCCUCGCCACAGUGCAGGGAGAAAAUCCGUGUGUAGGGACGUAACGUAUGGGAACAAGCCUGGCACUCUGACCAACAGCACACCAUCUCCCAGUGUACUCACGUGUGCAUGCACACGCUCACAUGCAGUCACGGAUGUUCAGAUGCUUCCAAAAACAGGGGGCUUCUUAGCUUUGUUUAAACUGCUAUCAAAUAAACAAAAGGGAAUUAAAUAAUCCCAUCUGCUCCUACGCAAAAUGGAGAGCAUCGGCACAGGCAGCCACACUCACACACACACACUGACACAUAUACACGCAUGCACACACCCAUAUACAUGCAUUCACAUAGAUAUAUGUAUGCAAAUGCAUGCAUAUCCACACACAGAGAAACUACACUGGUUUCUUACAGGAACAGGGAUUGAGGAGACAAUGUAAGGAGUGAAAAAGAGAGAGGUAAUAAGAUGCUUUACAAUGACACAGAAACACCACACACACACACACACACACACACACUAUAUAUAUAGUGUUUCUGUGUUAUGGUAAAACACCAUCAAAUGCAGGAAUGGUGCUGUAUUCAUUAUGAUUAACAGCACGUAUUAAUCUAGCAUACAAUACUUCUAUAGAGAUAUAGCACCUCUCUUUGUAUAUAUACUAAGGUGUAUCUAGGCAGAUUUUAUAAUGUUACAUAUCUCUGUAUAAAUAUUGUGUUCUUUAUUAAUAUAUACAUUAUAUAUAAGAGAGGGAGAGAGACUGUAUAUAUCUAGACCCAUAGAUAAUGCUUCUGCCUCACUAGUGCAUAUUAGAGCUGUGUAAAAGUACUGCAAUGAGGCUUUGGGUUUUGUUCAGACACCCCAGGACUCAGCCCUGGUUCACAAACUGGGGCCAAAUUUCAAGCUCGCCUGGGGUUUGUGGUGGAAGCCACUUUGGUGUCGAGUUUGGGAGUUUCCAAGCACACGACGCCAGAGGAAGCAUGUGGAGAAGAUGUUCUUGAGAAGCCCAGGAGACCCCACAUUUUGGUGCUUCCCAUAGCUCCGCUGCACAUAUUUCUUGAGCCUCCGUAGACACAGACACAUGCUGUCUGUAUAUUGGAGGUGCCUAGGUGGCGGAGUUGAGUGAUACAAUCAGACGCUGUUGCCCUGUUAUCUAUUUAGCCCAAGCCUAUCUAGGUAACCCUUCCACCUGGAAUCAGCCCCCUCUGAGAUUCUGAAGGGUUAGAGGUCAAUGGUUUCUACCUUUCUGAUGCCUUAGAAGCCAAUCCCACUUGAAGAUAGAUGGGUGCAAGCUUGAUGGAGCCCAUGUGCUAAGUGGCCAAUGAUACUGGUGAUUGCUAAGGCAGAACGGGGGUCAGGAAGUAGUUUUCAGCUCCCUCUCGGAGCCACAUUGUUGUAGAACUGGGCUGGUUUCUUGCAGAAACAGUGUCCAAAGUGAUGUAAUGUAAAGAUAGAAAGAUGGAGAACAUCUCUGCUCUCCAUAUAAAAUAUCUAUUGAAAUAUAUAAAUCUCUAUAAAUGAAAUAUAUAUAUAUAUCUUUAUUUUAUUAGGGAGAACUACUGAGCACUUUGUUGUUGGAGGGUUGAGAAGUGGGCACAAGACUCCAUCAAGGUCAAGGGACAAAUUCGGGCGAGCCAGGGCGAAAAUUUUGAAAUUUCAAUGAGAAAUGUUAUCCAAAUUUGAAACAGGCACAAAAAACCUGUUGAAAUGUUGGCAAAAACAUUCACUGAAAUGCUGACAACAUUUUGUUGAACUAUGAACUCUUGAUGAAAAACAUUGUUGCAGUGUAGAUGGAAAUGUUCAUUGAUAUCUGAAAUGUUGCCAAAAAAACCAUUAAAAUUUCAAAAUUUUGAUAAAAAUGCUGACUUUUCAAUGGAGAUUUUAAUUGAAAUCUGGAAUUUUGACAGAAAUAACUGUUGAAAUUUUGAUUAAAAAGUCAUUGAAAUGUUGAUGGAGAUUUUCAUUGAAAUAUGAAAUGUUGACAAAAAUUGCCAUCAGAAGUUGAAAUGUUGACAAAAGUCUUUGUUGCCAUUUGAAACGUUGACCAAAGAACACAGGAAAAAAUGCAACCCUUUCACAACAUUUUUCACUUGUUCUCAGACCAACUCGAGAGCUAGGAGGCAGCUCAUAACAAAAUGUGAGAGGGGAAAACUACUACUGUUACAAAGAGAGAACAGUAACCCCAGAUCUGAGCAAAAUGAGAGAGUAAGAAAUCUGCACCUAGGUGAGAAUUUUACAUUGAGAAUGUCUAAUGGACAUGCAAUCUGGGGCCUGAGAUACAGAUCUGAGCAUGGAUUUAUCUCACUUUACAAACAUUUCCCCCACUUUUGAGCUGGCUUGAAUUCGGGGUGAAGUGUCACUCGUCCCUUGAUAAACCCAUCUGCACAGCCACUGAUGGAAGCUGCGUUAUGAAUGGCACAGAGCACGUUCCUUUGAGGAGGUGAAAGAAAGAGGGGGACUUUGCCAUUUAAGUUCUAUAUGAUAAUCAAACAUAAAACCUUGAGACACUGCUAACUUUUUCUAUCACUAUUCUCAGCUGUCGGUAGCCCCUCGGAGUCAGGGUGAGCUGUGAU
Chrysemys picta bellii (western painted turtle) is the source of this 13148-nucleotide messenger RNA. It is a transcript of the gene KCNJ10, whose product is annotated as potassium inwardly rectifying channel subfamily J member 10. Gene Ontology annotation, molecular function: inward rectifier potassium channel activity. NCBI's taxonomy places the organism in Eukaryota, Metazoa, Chordata, Testudines, Emydidae. The record is from RefSeq and is a predicted model, not a curated record. Gene Ontology annotation, biological process: regulation of monoatomic ion transmembrane transport; potassium ion import across plasma membrane. Gene Ontology annotation, cellular component: plasma membrane.